AUGACAUCAUCAGGCCCUGCUCCAUCCUCUCUCCCCCUCCACCAUCAUCAUCAUCAUCAUUACCUUCAUGUCUUCUUCUGCACUGUCUGCCAAUCCCAACUGUGGCCCCGCCUCCUACUCUCUCUCUGGCUCUGGACUGGUGGACAGGUGGUCCAGGUGAGCGCCUCUCACCAGCACUUCCACCCCCACUCCAUAAAGAUACCUGGUGACAUCACUCUGGGCGGGCUGUUCCCCAUACAUGCCCGUGGACCCCACGGAGUGAACUGCGGAGAGCUGAAAAAGGAAAAGGGGAUCCACCGCAUGGAGGCAAUGUUGUACGCUCUGGACCAGAUCAAUAGCGACCCCGAGCUGUUGCCAAACAUCACACUUGGGGCCCGGAUCCUGGACACCUGUUCCAGAGACACCUACGCUCUGGAACAGUCACUCACCUUUGUUCAGGCGCUCAUCCAGAAAGACACAUCUGACAUCCGCUGUUCCAAUGGAGAGCCGCCCAUCAUCCGCAAACCAGAGAGGGUGGUGGGAGUGAUCGGAGCAUCAGCCAGCUCAGUGUCAAUCAUGGUGGCCAACAUCCUGCGACUUUUUGAGAUCCCUCAGGUAAGCUACGCGUCCACAGCUCCGGAGCUCAGUGAUAACAACCGGUACGACUACUUCUCCAGGGUGGUUCCUCCGGACUCGUACCAGGCUCAGGCCAUGUUGGACAUCGUCAAAGCCCUGGGCUGGAACUACGUCUCCACACUGGCCUCAGAGGGCAACUAUGGAGAGAGCGGAGUCGACGCCUUCAUGCAGAUCUCCAGAGAGGCCGGUGGGGUGUGUAUUGCUCAGUCGGUGAAGAUUCCUCGCGAGCCAACAGCUGGAGAGUUUGACAAGAUCAUCAAACGUCUGAUGGAGACGAGUAACGCCAGAGGAGUGAUCAUCUUUGCCAACGAGGACGACAUCAAGCGUGUCCUUGAGGCAGCAAAACGUGCUAACCUGACAGGCCACUUCCUGUUUGUUGGGUCAGACAGCUGGGGCGCCAAGAGUUCACCAGUCACAGAGCUGGAGGAUGUUGCUGAGGGCGCAGUCACCAUCCUGCCAAAACGGGCUUCGAUUGAUGGGUUUGAUCAGUACUUCGUGUCUCGCUCUCUGGAGAACAACCGCAGGAACAUCUGGUUUGCUGAGUUCUGGGAGGACGAUUUCAGGUGUAAACUGACCCGGCCUGGAAUCAAACUGGACCCGGACAAAAAGAAGUGCACAGGUGACGAGAGGAUUGGCCGGGACUCGCUUUACGAGCAGGAGGGAAAGGUUCAGUUUGUGAUCGAUGCGGUCUACGCCAUGGCUCAUGCUCUACACAACAUGCACCAGGAUUUGUGUGCCGGCAGCUCCGGAGUCUGCAACAACAUGGACCCCGUGGAGGGACAAGUGCUGCUCAACUACAUCAGAGCUGUCAACUUUAACGGAAGUGCAGGUACAAGUGUUUUGUUCAAUGAGAACGGAGACGCUCCCGGACGCUACGACAUCUUCCAAUUUCAGAUGACCAAUCACAGCCAUCCUGGUUACCAUGUCAUCGGCCAGUGGACCAAUAAUUUGAGACUCAACCUGGAGGAGAUGCAGUGGUCCGGAGGGGACAGAUCGGUUCCAGAGUCCAUCUGCAGUUUUCCUUGUAAACCGGGAGAGAGGAAGAAGAUGGUGAAGGGGGUUCCCUGCUGCUGGCACUGUGAGCUGUGUGAUGGGUAUCAGUACCAGCUGGAUGAGUUUGCCUGUGAGACCUGUCCGUCAGACAUGCGCCCCGUCCCCAACAGAACCGCCUGCCGUCCCACUCCGAUCAUCAAACUGGAGUGGAACUCUCCGUGGGCCCUCGUGCCUGCCUCUCUCGCCAUGCUCGGUAUCCUAGCAACCAGCGGUGUGGUUGUCACCUUCAUCCGCUUCAACGACACGCCCAUCGUCAGGGCAUCAGGGAGGGAGCUCAGCUAUGUACUGCUGACAGGUAUCUUCCUGAUCUACCUGAUCACCUUCCUAAUGAUUGCAGAGCCAGGUGUGGUAGUUUGUGCAUUCCGGCGCCUCCUGCUGGGCCUCGGCAUGGCCAUCGCCUACUCUGCCAUGCUCACCAAAACCAACCGCAUCUACCGCAUCUUUGAACAGGGCAAGAGGUCCGUGACCCCGCCCAAAUUCAUCAGCCCCACCUCCCAGCUCAUCAUCACCUUCAUCCUCAUCUCUGUCCAGGUCAUCGGUGUGUUCGUGUGGUUCGCCGUCGUCCCGCCUCACACCAUUAUUGACUAUGAUGAGCUCCGCCCUCCGAACCCUGACUUGGCGCGGGGUAUCCUGAAGUGUGAUAUGUCAGACCUGUCAAUCAUCUGCUGCCUCAGCUACAGCAUCAUUCUCAUGGUAACGUGUACGGUGUACGCUGUGAAGAGUCGUGGUGUCCCGGAGACGUUCAAUGAAGCAAAACCAAUAGGCUUCACCAUGUACACGACCUGCAUCGUCUGGCUCGCAUUCGUACCUAUCUUCUUUGGUACGGCACAGUCCACGGAGAAGAUGUUCAUCCAGACGGCCACUCUGACCGUGUCCAUGUCUCUCAGUGCGUCCGUCUCUCUCGGGAUGCUCUACAUGCCCAAAGUUUACGUCAUUAUUUUCCAUCCUGAGCAGAAUGUUCAGAAGAGGAAGAGAAGCUUCAAGGCCGUCGCCCAGGCCGCCAGAUUGUCUCAAAAAUCUUUAAGUGACAAACAGAACGGAGAGACAAAGAUCGAGCCUGACAGAACGCAAUAAUGCUGCAGUAAUACUACAAACUAAAGGUAGCUGUGGACCAAUCCUAGUGCAGAGCCUGAUGACAUCAUCGUGAAGAUCACAUGGUCUCUUUCUCUCUGACACACACACACAAACACACACACACACACACACACACACACACACUCAGAACAACAACAAACUCAAGUGUGCAGUGGCACGUCAAACUAAAACUAUCUGCUGGGCUCAUUGUGAACAUCAGGAGUUCCUGUGGGUUCAAACAGGAAGUCCUCAUCACUCGUUUGUGAAACUUGGAUUUGAGCAGGAAAUGUUAAGCUGGAGUGUGCUCAUUGGCUGAAAUGAUUGGCUGCAACAUCAAAUUUGUCAUUAUCUCAGUGACGCUCUGUUUUUACUAAAGAGAUCUCAGUGAGGACAAACGAGUCAUGGUGGAUUCUCUACCAUCUCAGAGAACGUUUGUUUCCACAGACAAACAUCAGUUUGAUUGAAACACCUGAACGCUUUGAUUAAAGCCACACAGUGACUUUAAACCUUUAUAACCUCUCUGCAGCUCUCAGAUAAGAAGGCAAACCUGAGGACUUCCUGUCUGGACAAAACCUAUGACUUCACAGUAAAACCAGAAGAUGACUGAUUUUUAUCCGAUAAAAGAGCAAACCCAUUUAUGUAACCUGAAUGGGUUAAACUGGUCUACACAUCCUGUGGACAGUCGGGCUCAUCCCAAGGUUCACCAUCACCCCCAACUUCAGAUAAACCAACACCUGGAGCCUCAUUCAUAACCACUGCAUACAUACAAAGUUAGGCCUGAAACAGGACGGCACACACAAAUUUUGUGAUCUAAUAAAAAUAUUAAUAGAGAAUUUGUUCACCUGUAUGAAAACUCUCACUUGUGUGUGUACAAACAUUUUGGGGACUAAGUAAACUGGUGACAGGAAGAUGGGAACCUGGCAAAAUUAAAAUCAGGCCGUGAUUAGAUUGAAAUAUGAGGACUCACUCAACCCGCAUGUUCAAUUUCCCUCUUUCAUCACUCCAACUUAAUCCUAAAGUUUGAAAUAAGCAGUGCUAUUUGCUCUUGUAUUAAACCUUUCAAAUAUAAAUAAGCCAACUGAAACUUCAGAUUAAAUUCCGCUCAGCAUUGUCUCACCAUCACAUUCACCCACCCUGGAGUACCAAAGUUAAUGCUGGCUCUGAUAGAAAGGUGUCAGAAAGUUUGUUGCACAUGGAGCUGCAUGGCUGCAGACCACCCAGGGUGCCCAUGCUGACCACUGUCACCUGCCAAAAGCACCAUUGAUGGGCAUGUGGAAAUCAGAACUGGACCACGGAGCAAUGGAAGAAGGAGAACUUGGCUAAUGAAUCACAUUUAUACAUCACAUGGAUGGCCAGGUGUGUGUGUGUGUGUCAUUUACCUGGGGAGCAUCUGGCACCAGGAUGCACUAUGGGAAGAAAGUAAGCUGGCAGAGGCAGUGUGAUGCUAUGGACAAUGGGUCCUGC
Molecule: messenger RNA, 4206 nt
Organism: Archocentrus centrarchus (flier cichlid)
Lineage: Eukaryota; Metazoa; Chordata; Actinopteri; Cichliformes; Cichlidae
Gene: grm6a
Product: glutamate receptor, metabotropic 6a
Exons: 15
Coding region: 1-2742 (913 amino acids)
Biological process (GO): G protein-coupled receptor signaling pathway
Cellular component (GO): membrane
Molecular function (GO): G protein-coupled receptor activity
Source: RefSeq, a predicted model, not a curated record